GUCGCCAGUCAAAAAUAAUCAUCUUUUAUUUUAUUUUCUUCGAAAAAAUAUGUAAAAAUAAUCGAAAAUGAUCUUCGUAACUUCGUUUGACCUUCGAACUUAUGAAGAACUACAAUGUUGAGCAAGAUACUUGAUGUACAAAGGUCCAAGUAACGUACAAGUUCCAUCGUAGCUCUGCCGAAUCUCUUUCAUUUCUCAUUUCUAAUCUGUCUCCUACGAAAGUUCACCGGAUUUUUCAUCAUCCUUUGAAUUUAGGAUGUUUCAUCACUUUUCGCGGAUAUAUUUCAUCAGCCUGAAGUAGUUCAUCGUCUCAGAUUCAUUUCGUAUUAUAGCUUGCUGAAGUUACAGUAUUGUCGAUUAAAGUGUUCGGUUCUUCAUCUAGUGAAGUGGUGUUCGAAGUUCGAAGACAAAUUCGUCUCGGUUCGUGUCAAUUUGAAGGAAACGCGAUGGAAAUCCUGUGUUUCGACGCGAGCGGUUCCACCGGUUUCACUUAUUCCGAUUUCGAAAAUCAAUAUUGGAAUACGAUAGAAGACCUCAGCAAAUCGAAUCAAUUCGACGCUCUGCUAUCUUGGAGUAACGAUUGUCGACGUGUAAGCAAUGUUCUGGAGAGUAGAGCUUCCGGGGGAACUAACCCAACUUCAUUUAUAGAUUACAUUUUACGCGAGUUCAAUAAAGAUUUCAUCGAAGAAAAGUUCGGUUCAGAUGCUGGACUGGUAUUACAAGUAACUACCGAUGGACAGAUUAAUGACUAUCAGAUCAAAGAUUGCGCAGAUUAUUUACGUAAACCCAACUUUCCUCGUUUGAAAAAGAUCACCAUUCAUUACAUAGGUCCCGAAUCCAGCAUGAAUUUCGGAUUAAACGCUAUUUUCGGAUCGGUAGCAGAUCUCAGCUUUACCAUAAACGAUAUCCAUGCAGCGAAACCGGUUCCAUCGGCCGAAGAGUUGGAAAAUUACGAAGAUAUUUUCUCCUCGGAAUUCUUGUCGUUUCUCUGCUCACGUGUGACUGAUUUGAAAUCAUCGAAUUUCGAAGCAUUCGAUCGUCUACGAAGGACUCUCAUCGCUAGACUCGAUAAGCAACAUUCCAACUUGAAUAAACCUAUAUCUCCUAAAGAAUACUUCGACCAGAAAGACGCUGCUGGGUUGGAGAACGCCAUUAAAGAGAAACUUUUCGCCACCGAUCAUACCGAGUUCCAGAACUGGAAGAAUAAGAUUCUGAGCUGUUUCGAUAAAGUUUCCAAUAUCUCGUUGGCUGAUUGUCGAGCUCGAGGUGAUCUAAACAGCACAGUUCUCACCGAACCCGAUGUCGUCGACGAUUACGAAAGCGAAGACGUGCUCGUCGAAGAUAGCAUUACCUUCGUGAACAUCAACGAAGGUAAAGUCUGCAUUUUGCUGAAAUUCGACCAACCAGCUUUAUUCGAACCGGAUUCCAAAUACGUUCGGAAUCCAUUACUCGUAUUCCAAGAUGAAGAUAUUCGCUCCAAGCUGAUAAAACGAUUCGAACUGCAUCCUUUAUCAAUCAGCACCGUCAAACAGCUGGUCAAAGGUAACACGAUCGUGUCUCCUUUUACUCGAGAUAUCUGUCGAGCGUUCAUAUUAGGUCCUGCUAAUACGAACGAGAUUAAUUUCAAUUCAGCUGCUUUGAUUUCGUUGUUCAAAAGCGAGAAACAAGAUAAAAUUUACGGCGACAAAGCGCUCUGGCAAUUGGUAAUACUGUAUUUGCUGAAAACCCACAUAGAUUCGACCGUGAAAAGAAACGAGAGCGUUACUUGGCCUCGUGACGAACUCCUUCCUUUAGUCAACGUCAUCCUCAGAGAGUUCAUUCUGAACGAGAAACUACUUUACCAUCUUACUCUGCAUAUAAAAAUCCAGCUUCCGGUAGCACGAGUCCCAUUAUACGUAACAUUAUGGUAUAUUAUCGCAGUAGCUCCGAACUUCUGUGCUAAUAAUUCUCGUAAUAUCCUUCGGUAUCCAGGAGCUUCUAUUUUGCUGAAUUUAUUCGAAGACGCUAACCUAACCGAUGUAAUUCCCCUCGACGAAGAAAGCCGAAUAAAAUUACACUUCAGGAUGAAACUAUGGAAGCUAUGGAGUGACAUUCUGGGACGUAAGAACGACAUCGACCUCGAAUUAACCUUCAGAGCAGCCUAUCAAAAUUACUGCAUCGUUCAAAAUAAAAUAGUCCUCCUAUCCGGUGCUCGACCAGAUGAAUUACCACCUCCUGAGAUCGUAUCCGGCAUACCAGCUGCGAUUGUGCAAAAUAUGUGGACUUCGUUGAGCCACCAAUCCAAACGUACGGAUGCGAUUAACGAAAACGUCGAUUCGUUGAAACCACCAAAAAUAAUUUUUGCACCUCAUCACGAUGAUGGUGAAUCAGAGGAAGUGUAUCAUAUGCGAAUUGACCCGAACACUUUACGUUGCACUGAGAUCUGCCCUGUGACCGGAAAACCCUCGAUGGAGUGUGCUGGUCCUUUCGAUUUCAGAUCCGAAUCUUACGCCAGGAUAUUCUCGCUGUUUUGCGAGCGAUACGAAAGGUAUCCGGAGAGUUCGGAUGAGCUGGUUAUUCUGCAUAAUCGUAAAAGAGCUAUCCAUAACGUUUCCAGCGCGUUUAUCGUUAAUUAUAUGAAACACGUGUUUGAAAUUUAUCAACCGAUUGCUAAAAGUAUGACUUGCGAGGAAUUCAACGCUAAAUAUAAGCAGUAUGGUGAUCUUGUAUCGAAAGAGAGGUAUAAAAAAUAAACGAAAUGUCGAGAAAAUUCGCUUCAUAUUGUGUUGAUUGAAAGACUGAUUGUUGUGAUAUUUUCUUCGUUUUUUUUUCGUUGUAUUUUUAUACUUCGUUUUGGUUUAUUUUCACUGGUUGUUUCUGAUUGUGCACAAAUGUUUCUCACGAUUAUUUUUUCAUGAUUUUUCAUUGGGUUAUAUUUUUAAUAUUAUUUUAAUGAGUUGCAAAGCUCACUUUUCAUUUUACAUAUUUCUAUAAACUUUAUGUUUUUCCUCCAUUUUUAUACGUAAAUUUUCGCCUGGUGCUGUCGUCAAUCAGAAAUAUAAUAUCUCUUCAUGAA
This is a messenger RNA of Planococcus citri (citrus mealybug), 3055 nucleotides long. RefSeq lists its product as uncharacterized. Bases 447 to 2732 code for a protein of 761 amino acids. The record is from RefSeq and is a predicted model, not a curated record. The transcript is spliced from 2 exons. Lineage: Eukaryota; Metazoa; Arthropoda; Insecta; Hemiptera; Pseudococcidae.